Molecule: messenger RNA, 1742 nt
Organism: Exophiala mesophila
Lineage: Eukaryota; Fungi; Ascomycota; Eurotiomycetes; Chaetothyriales; Herpotrichiellaceae
Product: fumarylacetoacetase
Exons: 2
Coding region: 336-1628 (430 amino acids)
Biological process (GO): L-tyrosine catabolic process; L-phenylalanine catabolic process; homogentisate catabolic process
Molecular function (GO): fumarylacetoacetase activity
Source: RefSeq, a predicted model, not a curated record
AUUAUGAGUUCGGUCGACACCUGAGUUAGGUACCGAGGUACGCAGGAAUGUCCUGACCGAGCUAUGCUACGUUGCGAUAUCGCAAAGUUUUUUCCCCCUUGAGAUUGGCGUGAACUGAUUCUUUAAUUUGACCCAAAUGUCAAGACUGGCGGAACUUUAGACGGAAUUUCUCCGACACAUGACGACCAGGGAUGUUCGACUCCUCACGACUCGGUCCACCAUGGCUUUGCCACGACAAUCGCAACGUCCUCCGUCAAAUACGACAAAAGAUCAAGCACAAAAUUCCUUGAGAUAACCCAUUGACCAAAAAAAACAUUCGGUAUUGACUAACCAAGAUGGCUUCCCUCAGUUCCUGGCUACCGAUCCCCAAGUCCAGCCACUUUUCCCUGGCGAACAUCCCAUUUGGCAUCAUUUCCACAGCGUCCAAGUCGACACCUCGUCCAGCAAUUGCAAUCGGCGAUCAUGUCCUGGACCUUGCUGAAUUCGCAGCUUCAGGGGCCUUUUCGUCUCUGAACAUUGAUACAUCUGUCUUUUCUAAAUCAACGCUCAAUGAUUUCGCUGCUCUGGGAAGACCGGUGCAUCGAUCAGUGAGACAAUAUCUCCAGGAUGUCUUUGCAGAAAACACAUCCGUUGCACAAGUGCUCAAGAGCAACAACGCUCUACAAGAAAAAGCAUUGAUCAAACGCGAUCAAGUCACCAUGCAUCUCCCGUUUCGAAUUGGAGACUACACCGAUUUCUACGCAGGCAAGAACCAUGCCUUUAACGUUGGAUGCCUUUUCCGUGGACCGGAUAAUGCAUUGCAACCAAAUUACACCCAUUUACCUGUAGGCUAUCACGGUAGAGCGUCGUCUGUGGUGGUCUCAGGGACACCCAUCACACGUCCAAAUGGACAGACUCUGGACAAUCCUGCAGCCACUCCUAAAGUUCCCGUCUUUGGACCAAGCAAGAGAUUGGACAUUGAACUCGAGCUAGGAGCCUUUGUUAGCACACCCAACGAAAUGGGCAAAAACGUCAACGUUGCCGAUGCAGCAGAUCACAUCUUUGGCUAUGUGCUACUCAACGACUGGUCAGCACGAGACAUUCAAGCAUGGGAGUAUGUCCCACUAGGACCGUUCUUGGCCAAGAACUUUGGAUCAACCAUCAGUCCCUGGGUAGUGCUGACAGAUGCUCUCGAGCCGUUUCGGACUACUGGGAUCAAGAACGACACACAGUUGCUGCCGUAUCUGCAGGAGAAAGAUGAGAAGAAUGCAUAUGAUAUUAGGUUGCAGGUGGACAUUACACCGGAGGGUAAACCGACCACCAAUAUACUCAACUCCAACAGCAAGCAUUUACUAUUCUCUUUCCCUCAAAUGCUAGCACACCAUACCAUUGGUGGAUGCCCCAUGGCGCCAGGAGAUCUUCUAGGCUCAGGCACCAUCAGCGGACUGGAACCGGGUUCGGAGGGUAGCUUGCUUGAGCUUAGCAAGGGUGGAAAGGAAACAAUCUCACUCCAGGGCGGAGUCGAGCGGAAAUUCCUCCAGGACGGAGACACUAUCACGUUGUAUGGCGUCGCUGGAACUGAAGAGACCGGACUUGUCGGCUUCGGCGAAUGCUCGGGCAAGAUUCUCCCAGCACCUAAAUUGUUCUAGGGGGGUCCUUGAUUUAGCUUCGUCGAGGAAGCUUGUGCGUGCUUGGGGUAGUCGAGCAUUCAUAGAGUAAUUGCAUAAAACUAGGAAUAGGGCAUCCUGAAGUCUGUCAUCACG